Messenger RNA from Cryptococcus wingfieldii CBS 7118, 1173 nucleotides. RefSeq names its product KH domain-containing protein. NCBI's taxonomy places the organism in Eukaryota, Fungi, Basidiomycota, Tremellomycetes, Tremellales, Cryptococcaceae. The record is from RefSeq and is a predicted model, not a curated record. Gene Ontology annotation, molecular function: RNA binding. The transcript is spliced from 6 exons. The coding region runs from base 1 to 1173 and encodes 390 amino acids. Gene Ontology annotation, cellular component: nucleus.
AUGUCUAGCGAACGUACCUCCAGAUGGGGUGAAGCCCCUGCCUCGGACUCUCCCGGUCCUGCGGGCUCUUCUGCUACCGCCUCGGAUGCUGCUGCCCGUGCCGCCGCCAUCGCCAGCAAAAUCGCUCAAUCUCUUCGGCCCCAAGGAAACGAGCUGGUCAAGAAGGACGAGGACGAGGGAGCUUUCGUGAAGGAUAUUGAGAUCAACGACUUGAGAAAUAGAUAUGUGUUGACAAAGGGGGCUACGCAAAAGCAGAUUUCCGACGAGACAGGCUGUGUCAUAACGACAAAGGGUGUCUGGGUCCCCGACAGGUCAAAGAUGCCUCCCGGGGAAUCUCCCCUCUACCUUCACCUCGUUGCCACCUCCCAAUCCAUCCUCGAUGCCGCCGCUUCCAAAGUCAACGAUUUGAUCACGCAAGAACUCGGUCCUCUUAUCGACGAGCGAACUCUGGUGGCUAGGAACAGGGCAUUGGGUCUUCCCCCUCCUCCGGGAGUACUUCCAAACGGAAGAGUAAAGUGGCCGGAGCAGAAGUUGUAUAUCGGGCUGGAUAGUAUGAGAAACUUUAACGUGCGGGCAAAGACUGUUGGGCCGGGUGGUAUGUUUGUCAAGUAUAUCCAGGCGGAGACUGGUGCGCGAGUGCAAAUCAAGGGAAUAGGAUCGGGUUUCAUGGAGAGCGACACUGGACGCGAGUCGGACGAGGCCAUGCACAUCAACAUUGCCGCUCCUAACGACGAGCAAGUCAACCGUGCCAAGGUCCUUGCCGAGGACCUUCUCGAAGUCUUGCGGACAGAGCACUCCAAAGCCCGCGACUCUGUCAACAUGAACCAACAAGCCGGCGGUGUCUACGGUGGAUAUCAGAGUUACGGUGCGCAGCCGUCCGGACAAGAUGCUUAUGCUGCCUACUAUGCCCAACAGGGUGCUACCGGUACGCCCGGUUCCCAGCCAGCCGCUACUCCCGCUGCCGGUGCAGCUGGAGGCGCCACCCCUGCUCAAGGAUCCGACGCCUGGGCUCAGUAUGCCGCCUACUGGGCAGCGUACGGUUACGAUGUCAACGACCCCCAGUUCCAAGCUUGGCAAGCAACUCAGUACGGUCAAGGCGCGGAGGGUGCUACUCAAACGCCUCAAGCCGGAGCUGCUGCCACCCCCGCGCCUGCUCAGCCUGCUGCUCCAUAG